AUACAAAUAUAUUCAAAGUAAAUACAAUUAUCAAAUAUCAUUAAAUUAUAUAAGUAAUUUGGAAAGCAACAAAAGUAUUUGGAAAUUCGAUAUUCAAACAUAUUUCUAACUUUUCAUAAACUGCAAAAUGGAUAAGGUGUCCGGCAGGUGUCAUCGACUGUCGGACACAAAACGAGUCCGAAAUGCGGAUACGUCAAGAAAUUAAAGUUCCCCGUUCUACAUAGCCCGAAACUAACCCAUGGAAACGAAAAGUGAGCCAAGAAACAGAAACGUGAAGAAACAAAUCGUCAAGCUGAUAAGAAUCGGUUCGUGUUUAUAUCAGCUUUACUAUUUCAAGGCAUGCAAAUGACCUAUGUUGCCAAACACAGCCAAAACAGCAUAACAGCAAACUCGGAAUGCUUAUUUCACAAUAACAAAAAUCGAAAGAAAGAAAAGGCUAUAAAUACCGCAUCUUCGGAUUCCCAAAACCCAAGCAACAACCAGAGUAAUAAUCACCAUCAUCACACAUUUAAACCACACUUAGAAAGAAUAUCCGAUUUUUCGCCAAUCCAGAAAGAAAAAAAAUGAAGGGUGGAGUUAUCGCAGUUAUCGCAAUUCUUGCCGUUUUCCAAUUGGCUGUUCAACACGGGCAUGCAGUUACAUGCGGUGAGGUGGACGUAUCUCUCAUGCCGUGCAUUAAUUACCUAAUCGGGCACGACAGCAGCCCAUCACCGGCUUGCUGUGCGGGGGUAAAAGCGGUCAAAGGGAUGGCUUCGACCACAGCCGACAAAAGGACUUGCUGUGGCUGUGUCAAAGCUGCCGCUAACCGCUACACCGACUUGAAAGACGAGGCGGCUCAGAGUCUGCCCGCCAAGUGUGCCGUUCAGCUCGACAUUCCUAUCUCUCGUACUGUCGACUGUACCAAGAUAAACUAAGAUGGGAAGAGGUAUGAAGAAGAAGGGAGCUACGGUUUCAUAUAUCAAACGAUUAAUAUUAGAACUAUGUUUAUGUACGGAAAAAAAAGAAUAAGUUGGGAGAUUCUUGAAUAAUGGUUCAAGAAGCUCAUGUAUAAUUUCUUGAACCUUUCAAUAUUAUUAAUGAAUAUUUUCUACUUGAUAUAUA
Messenger RNA from Erythranthe guttata (spotted monkey flower), 1101 nucleotides. Lineage: Eukaryota; Viridiplantae; Streptophyta; Magnoliopsida; Lamiales; Phrymaceae. The record is from RefSeq and is a predicted model, not a curated record.